CCCAGAGCGCAGCGUUGGUUGGACUCCGCCCAACUAAGUGAGCCAGUGCAUCGAUAGUCUGCACAUAUAGAUACUAUAAAUUUAUAGUAUCUAUGGUCUGCAUGUGUUCGAUCAGUACGAAGCUUGGGAAUACAGACAAACAAUUACUCAUGGAGCCGGAGAGGAAGACUCUGCUUGACCUGGAGGGGGGAGGGAGACCGCCUGCUGGAGGCUCCCCGGCCCCGUCAGCACCCCCUAGAGAAGCAAUAGCCCCGCCCCCCUACCCUGGCCGAGGAGGAUAUGGGGGUGUGGUCUCAGAACAGCCGUUUGCACCACCUUCUUAUAACAUUGCUAGCCAUGCUAACCAUGUUGGUGUGAAGCCACCUAACUACAUGGCCCUCAACGCUUUCAUUGCGCUCUGUUGCUGUCUUUUGUGUGGAUUAAUGGGACUCAACAUGGGAUUGCAAAUUGAAGAACAUUGGAAGCAAGGAAAUAGGGAGUUGGCUUAUAAGCGCUCUAAGAACGCCAAGAGAUGUGCAAUUGGAGGGAUAAUUUUUGGAGUCAUCGUUUAUAUCAUUAUACUGAUUAUUGUCCUUUUCAUUGUUGUAACUGUAGCAAAGAGAUAACCUUAUUUCAUUUUUUGCCCACCAAGCACCCCAUACUUAAAUCUAUGACCUAUAUUUUUAUUUCACGUAUUUCAACGACUGCCAUUAGUGCUAUUAUGUAUAGCCUUGUAUAGCCUUGAUUCGUUUUGGUCAAAUUAAAGAAUUUUACCAG
Molecule: messenger RNA, 756 nt
Organism: Halichondria panicea
Lineage: Eukaryota; Metazoa; Porifera; Demospongiae; Suberitida; Halichondriidae
Exons: 3
Coding region: 93-605 (170 amino acids)
Cellular component (GO): membrane
Source: RefSeq, a predicted model, not a curated record